GCGUCCCCCUAGUACCUUCGCGCAUCGCCACUCAUCGACCCACUGAUUAAAUUAAAGGCAAGAUGGCGACCGAGGGUGCGUACGAGUCGAUCCUCUGUGUUAAACCUGAUGUCAAUGUUUACCGAAUCCCACCGAGAGCAUCAAACCGGGGUGUACGGGCAGCCGACUGGAAGCUGGACUCCCCAGACUGGACUGGACGUAUGCGGGUAACAGCACGGGGGAAAGUAGCCUACAUUAAACUGGAGGAUAAGAUCUCUGGGGAGCUGUUCGCUCAGGCCCCCAUCGACGAGUUCCCCGGCAUCGCUGUGGAAACCGUCAGCGACUCCAGCCGCUACUUUGUACUGCGCAUACAGGACGAUAGCGGGCGCAGCGCCUUCAUCGGCAUCGGCUUCGGGGACCGAGGGGACUCCUUUGACUUCAACGUGGCCCUGCAGGACCACUUCAAGUGGGUGAAACAAGAGGACGAAAUCAGCAAACAGGCACAGACGCCCGACAACACUCCAAAGCUAGACCUGGGCUUUAAAGAAGGACAAACCAUCACGCUUAAUAUCGGGCAGUCCAGAAAGAGGGAGAAGGCCCGCCCACAGGGCUCAGGGGGCUUUGGGCUCCUCCCCCCGCCUCCUGCAGGAAAACUUGCCCCACCCCCUUCUAAAUCGGACAAUCAGAACACGCAACCUGCUGUGGAAGAAGGUGACAUGGGCUGUCUGCUGGAUCUGGACUCCACUAAUGACAACUCUGUAGAUGCUCCGAUCUCCAACACCACCGCAACCUCUGACCUGUGGGGAGAUUUCGACUCAGUAACCCAGAAGUGAAGGAAGGACUUUCUUCCUUCCACUAGUUCCCUUUUUCUUUACACUGGCUUACAUUAUGUUGUUUUUUAUUAUUUAUUAUCUAUUUCAGUUUUUGACCCCCUCUUCAAACAGGACAGUUCCUUAAUCAAGAUGCAGUUUCAGGUCAGAAUUGGGUAUAAGUACUCCCUAAGCCUCGUUUCCUCCUCUUCCAUUCAUCUGUCCCCUGUGUUCUGUUCCCAUUGUAUCGUCAUGACUUUCUCUUCCUCCUCCUCCUCCUCCUCCUCUUCCUCCUCUAUUACGCUUCUACAAUGGAAUAUCUCCCACUGAUGCAUAAGGACAAGGGAGAUAUUUCAAUAGGGACUAACUUAUUAAUUGAUAUUAUGUACAGAGAGUUAUGUAGAUAUAUAUUGUCAGUAGUUUGCAAUUAUUGUCAUUCGUUAUUCGUGUGUAGCUUACUUACUUUUAAAUCCUCCCCCCCCCCCCCCCCCAACCCCCCCUCGAAUAUGCACUGACGGACCGUCUACCACGCUGUCUGUUGAGUUGAUCAUCAGCAAAGUCUUAGCAUUUCAAUGCAAGGACUGUUCUAAUAA
This is a messenger RNA of Gadus macrocephalus (Pacific cod), 1381 nucleotides long. Its product is annotated as adaptin ear-binding coat-associated protein 1-like. The record is from RefSeq and is a predicted model, not a curated record. Gene Ontology annotation, cellular component: clathrin vesicle coat; membrane. The coding region runs from base 63 to 812 and encodes 249 amino acids. The transcript is spliced from 7 exons. Gene Ontology annotation, biological process: endocytosis. Lineage: Eukaryota; Metazoa; Chordata; Actinopteri; Gadiformes; Gadidae.